AUGGGCAAGAACAGCAAGGGAAGCGGGGGGUCUGCCGGUGCAACCUCCAAGGCCCAUACGCCAAGCGGCGGCCAUGGGACUAACAAAAAGGGCAGCGGCGGUGCAGCCGCCGCUAUGGCGUCUGGCAGCGGCAAUGCCGCCGCUGCCGUCGCCGGUGGCUCCUACAGCCUCGAAAUUCGCGAGGGGUGUGUGGCGCUGAUGCGGUUCCGUAGUCGCGAUUCCAUGAACUCGCUCCUCGACCCCAUCAGCAAUGCCAUGGAGGGGGUCAUAGCCAACAGACUCGGCCACAAUUUUGCCCUUAUCGACACUGCACGGGACCACGUGGCCUUUCGGAAGGCCUGCGGAUUGCCGAAACAGGUCAAGUACGUGAUCGCCACUCUGGAGGGCGAUGCGCACUCCAUUAGGCAUGAGAUGUGCCAUGCCAGGUAUUACCUGGAUCCGUCGUACAGGGAUACGGUGAUGCAGGUAUGGAGCAGGUCGCUGGCCAGUGCACAGCGGGACGCCAUUACGGCGUUUCUAAACCGCCUUAAGUACGACACCGUUGCACACGUGGACGAGUUCCAGGCGUAUCUGGUGACCGAGAAGUCAAACUUUUUCGGAAUGGAUUUGACUGAGGCGCAACAACAGCUGCAGGCGUCCUUUCCUACGGGCAGCUGGCGAUGAUUCUCAUCAACCAACAACUGCCAACCACCAACCCACGGACAGGGGAGAAAGGGGGUUGCUGGUGGUGCAUGGGAGGACACUAUCGCGGCGUUUGCGUGCGUGCGUCUGUCUGUCUGUCUGUCUGGCCACAUAUGUUGUUCGAAGUCAACCAAAAAUUAACUCGGCUUUUAAGUAGCUCCGUAAGUUUCCCCCUACAGGUUGCCUGAAAUGGAAAGCGCAUCGGGCCCGUUAUUCACCACCAAACACCAACCGCUGUCUUACAACAAAGCCAACACGUUUUUGCAAACCUUUCAAUUUGGCUGCAAUGUACACGCCCUGCUAUUUGUCUCUUAGAGUAGAGUUGGGAUGAUGAGAGUUGGAGAUGAUGUAUUAUUGAGUGCCAUUAGUGGAGAUGAUUUAAUGUUGUUGCUCUUUAAGCAGCCUCUCGCACAAA
Volvox carteri f. nagariensis is the source of this 1096-nucleotide messenger RNA. RefSeq lists its product as uncharacterized. The transcript is spliced from 4 exons. Bases 1 to 663 code for a protein of 220 amino acids. Lineage: Eukaryota; Viridiplantae; Chlorophyta; Chlorophyceae; Chlamydomonadales; Volvocaceae. The record is from RefSeq and is a predicted model, not a curated record.